Messenger RNA from Malaclemys terrapin pileata, 9096 nucleotides. It is a transcript of the gene ITGAE, whose product is annotated as integrin subunit alpha E. The record is from RefSeq and is a predicted model, not a curated record. Gene Ontology annotation, cellular component: external side of plasma membrane; integrin complex. NCBI's taxonomy places the organism in Eukaryota, Metazoa, Chordata, Testudines, Emydidae. Gene Ontology annotation, molecular function: integrin binding. Gene Ontology annotation, biological process: cell adhesion mediated by integrin; integrin-mediated signaling pathway; cell-cell adhesion. The transcript has 36 exons. Bases 48 to 4196 code for a protein of 1382 amino acids.
AUUGUAUCUACAGUCCUGCAUCGUUCAGGUGAAAGCCAGGAACAGUUAUGAGGUCCCUUCCAUGCCUUCUCUUUUUAAUAACGGUAACGCCCCUGAGCAGCUUUAAUAUCGAUACCCGCAAGAAGUGGAUUACGCCGCCCACAGCCCCACUCUCUUGGCCCAAAGUUCUGCAGCAUUCAGAUGGGCGCAAGACCUGGGUUCUGGCCACUUCCUGGGUAGAGGAUGAUCCAAGCAGGCAGCUUGGCAGGCUGAAUAAGUGUAGUCUGACCUCGGAUGAGCUCCACUGCGAGAAAGUUGUCCCGAGAGGAAAUAUUAAAAAGUCAAAAAAUAUCCAGGAUGGUGGCAUAGCUAUAGCCAGAAGUGCAGAAUGGAUCCUGGCUUGCCUGCAGAAAAAGCGGCGCCCGGCCCUUAGCAUCACAGAAGAGUUGAAUGGCAUUUGUACCCUGCUCACAGCAGACUUCCAAGAGGAGGCUUUCCUUAACCUCGGCAAAAUCAUUGAGACCAAAUUUAACAACAGGGACCAAAAUAACAACAACAACAACAACAACAAAAUCAACGUUACUGACACUGACAACUUCAUCAGUGCAGCUGGCAAUAGCACCUCCAACAAUUCAAGAAACAGCCAUGCAUGCAAAGCAGACUCAGGGACAGAGAUCGCUAUUGUUCUGGAUGGAUCAGGAAGCAUCGAGCCUGAGGAUUUUGAAAGAGCCAAGGGUUUCAUCUUCAACAUGAUGAUGUCAUUCUGGAGGAAAUGCCCAGAGGUUACGUUUGCUGUGGUACAGUAUGGAGCAGAGAUCCGAACUGAAUUUGACCUGCAGGAAAGCAGCAACAAGUCCAGUGCUCUCUCCAAGGUCCAUAACAUAACACAGCUGGGCUUUGUGACCAAGACUGCAUCUGCCCUGCAGCACGUGCUAGAUGAGAUCUUCAAUGAAAGCCGUGGUUCGGUCAAGGAUGCUCGCAGGAUGAUCCUUGUCAUGACCGAUGGGGAGAUCUUUUUGGACCCACUGAACUUAACGGAUGUGAUGAGCUCCCUGAAAAUGGCCACGAUCGAACGUUACGUCCUGGGGGUCGGCGACGUCUUCAGCAAGCAAAGGGCCCUGAAAGAGCUGCAGCUUAUCGCCUCGGACCCCGAUGAAGAUUACUUGUUCAAGCUGCCUGACUAUGAAGCCUUGGAUGGGUUCCUGUCGGUGCUGGAGAGAAAUAUUUUGGGUACCUCAGCGGCAUAUCUUCCAGAGGCAGGAUCUGGCUAUGAAAACCAUAACAACAACAACAACAACAUCCUGGAGGAUGAUGACGAUGACUCAUACUCAGGGACGGAGAUCGCCAUUGUUCUGGAUGGAUCAGGGAGCAUCGAUUCUGAGGAUUUUGAAAGAGCCAAGGCUUUCAUCUACAACAUGAUGAAAGCGUUCUAUGAGAAGUGCUUUGAGUGUGAUUUUGCCCUGGUGCAGUAUGGAUUUGAAAUCAGAACUGAGUUUAAUCUGCGGGACAGUUGGAACGCUAACGCUACCCUCCAGAAGGUUCAGAACAUCACCCAGUUGUGCAACGUGACCAAAACAGCAUCUGCCAUCCAACACGUGCUGGAUUCUAUCUUCAUUGAGAGCCAGGGGUCCCAGAAAAAUGCUGCUAAAAUCAUGGUUGUGCUGACAGAUGGGGAAAUAUUCCUGGAUCCAAUGAAUUUAACAACGGUGAUAAAUUCACCCAAAAUGGCAAGAAUUGACCGUUAUGCCAUUGGGGUGGGAGAAGCAUUUAACAAGUCCAAGGCCCUAAAUGAGUUGAAGCUGAUUGCCACUGAUCCAGAUGAAAGUCAUUUAUUCCGAGUGACCAACUAUUCAGCUUUAGAUGGGCUCCUUUCAACCCUGCAGCAGAAAAUCAUUGCGAUAGAAGGCACGGCAGGCGAUAUUACAGAAUAUGAGCUGGCGCAAACUGGUUUCAGCGCACAGAUCUUGGACAAGCAGCACAUACUGGUUGGAGCUGUGGGGGCCUAUGACUGGUCCGGUGGAGUUUUGCUGUACGAUUGGGUAACCAAGACGGCCACUUUCCUGAACGAAUCUAAAGAAGCAAAAGAAGCAAAAUACGGCUACCUAGGGUACAGCGUGGCUGUGGUGAAUGCACAAGACGGUGCCUGGUAUGUUGCUGGAGCUCCGAAGCACAGCAUGACAGGGAAAGUGCUGGUGUUUAAGAAAGAUGGCUCAAAGCAAAUCCUACAAGGAGAUCAGGUUGGGUCUUAUUUUGGCUCUGAACUCUGCUCUGUGGAUGUGAACCAGGAUGGGGAGACAGACUACCUUCUUGUGGGAGCCCCGCUUUAUCACAUCUAUGGGGAAGAAGGAAGAGUUUAUGUGUAUCGGCUUCAGAAUGGUUACUUCUCCUGGGUGGGACACUUAAGUGUCCAGACACCAUCUCCUUUUGCAAGGUUUGGGUUUACUGUGGCCAGCAUUGGGGACAUCAGUAGGGAUGGAUAUGCGGACAUUGCAGUUGGAGCCCCCCUUGAGGAUCGACUUUCGGAUUCUUCUACCUUUGGCAGCAUUUACAUCUAUAAUGGUGAUAAGAAUGGGAUCAGGAGCACCUUUUCUCAGAGGAUAAGAGCAGCUGAAGUUGCUCCAGGCCUCCAAUAUUUUGGACAGUCCAUUGAUGGUGGUUUUGACUUCACUGAUGAUGGUCUCAUAGAUAUUACAGUGGGAUCGUUUGGAAAUGUAACUGUGCUCCGCUCCAGACCAGUUGUCAGAUUUAAUGUCACUAUGAGAUUCACCCCGGCGGGAAUAUUCGUUUUCCAUAACAAUAGCAUCAUUACUGCAGAACUGUGCUUUAAUAUGAGCUCACCUUUAGAAGCAUCCCCGCAAGAGACUUGGCACUUACCCAUUCGCUACACUGUGGACUUGGAUGUGAGGAUGAAGAAGAAGAGAGCCCAUUUUGAGGAUCAGAAGUCCACACUGAGCCAAGAAAAGCAGGCCAAUGGACCUGUGUGUGCUGAGCUGCUGCUCAACAUACUGCCGUGUGAUUAUGACUGUUUCUCUAGCAUUACUCUCAAAGUCAGCUACCAGCUCUCUAAUAGCAACGAGAACAUGGAUCAUCCAGCUCCCAUACUUGAUAAAUACCAGGAACCUGAGGCCUAUUUUCAGCUGCCUUACAAGAAGGAUUGUAAUAACAAAGCCACCUGUGCUGCGAACCUAACCUUGAGAAGUCAGACUCAGAAGAAAUUAGUGGUGGGGGACACCAAGGAGCUGACCAUGGACAUUUCUCUAGUUAACAGCGGAGAUGACUCCUACAUGACAACCCUGGUCUUGAAAUACCCUAGAAAUCUACAGUUUAAAAAGAUGAUCCCAGAGCCAUCCUCUACUGUGAUUCAUUGUGAUCAGCCAAAGCCAUCUGCACAUUUACUCUCGUCCAUGGGCUGCAAGAUUGGACACCCAAUAUUCAAAAACACAAUGGCAUAUUUUUCAGUGAUUUGGCAAUUAGAUGAAGCUUUAUUUCCAGAUCAGACUGCGAACAUCACUAUUAACGUCACAAAUGUAAAUGAAAAUAGCACUGCUUUGAUUGAAGAACACAUACUUGAUGUCAGAUAUGCUUUGACUGCAGUUCUUACCAAGCCAACUCCAGUAGUAUAUGUGAAUGUUAGUCAAGGACACUUUGAGACCAAAGAGUUCCAGUUUAAUAUCAAUGGGGAAAACCGCUAUGGCGCUCAAAUUGAUUUAGAGAUUUUGGUUCCUGUCUGCAUACAAGGUCAUCCCAUUGCAAGAAUGAAAAAUGUAACAGGAACACAGAAUACAACAGUCUGCACAAACUGGAAGGAUUUGGAAUAUCAUCCUCAAUUCUGUACUGAAAAGACCAAAAUACAGGCCAGCAAAGGGCAGUACCAACAUGUGUACUGUGCUAUAACAUCCGACAGAGAGAAUGUUACUGUGAUAGCUGAGUUGCCUUUAAUUGAUUCUCAGCAGUUCUUAAAAGACAGAACUGAUCUUCUGGUCAUUGGGGAAAUCACCUUCAACAAACAUCUGUAUGAGGGCCUGAAGGAAGAGAACCACAAAGCUGAGAUCACUGUCGUCUUGUUGAAAAGACAAGUAAUCAAUGCCUUGCCUGUUGUCAUAGGAAGCUCUGUUGGUGGAUUUUUGCUGUUGGCUUUCAUUAUUUUCAUCCUUUUUAAGUGUGGCUUUUUCAAAAGAAACUAUAAAAAUAUGAUGGAGGAACAACAUGAUUCCUGAGGAUCAGGCUGACUAGAGCAGGAUUCUGUACAGGAAUUGCACACUCUUCCUGAGAGCUCCAAUAUCAAAGACCAGCCAGAAGCAAAGCAAUUCAGUCUGUAAGCUGGGAUGGAUCUUGAGGGUCCUGAAUUUUGAGACUGCCAUGGUUUGCUCCUGGUUUAAUUUAGGGAUUUUGCACUCUCGUAUGACCCAGCCACCUGCUUGUGCAGCUAGCUUGGAUUUGCUGACUACUUGUCAAAAUUGGACUUUCCUAGAUUAAUAAACCACAGAAUCCUCAUUUCAGAUUUUGCCUAAAUGUAAAUAUGCUGGAGACAAUUUAGUUUGGAUUGUGUGUAAUUUAUGCAUUGUUAUUGCAUUCUUUGUUGUUUUGAUGCCAAGUUGGUUUUAAAUGGACUUUAAUAGCAUGCAGCCUCAAACGAGUUUGAAAAUAGAAGUGGUUGAAUGGAAGCUCCACUCUGCUCAUUGUGAGUGAAGUUGGCAAAGCACCUGAUGCAUGCACGCUUGUACUUGUUUGAUUUAACACAGCAGGGCAGGCUCGAUGCUCUCAGCCAUUAUUCUGUUAGUGGGAUGUGUGGAUUCUUGCCUAUUGGAAAUGUAAGUGUGUACAGAGGUGACCAUGUAAACAAGCAGAAUGGUUAUAGGAGAAAGACUCUCCUCCCCACACCCAGAACAAAGAAGGUUCUUGUAUGGCCUAGUAACCCAAAAUGCUUUUGUGUUUUCCAUUGGGAUCUCCAGAGUCCCAUGAGAACAAAAGGUUAAAAAUCAGAUUCAUGCCUUUCAGUUCUGGGUUAAUUGUUUUCAAAUUCUGAUUGGGUCACAAGUAAAAAUGAGUUUGCUAGGUCUCAUACUAGGUCCUGAUGGACUAUUUCCACAUCAGAAAUCACUGCACCAUGGUGGCAUGACUGGCGAUGCCUGCUCAGAAGAGUACAAGAACUAGAAUGGUAGCAGUGUUCCAGGUCUUGAGUCACUGGCAAAUCUGGAAUUGAACAGAGCAGGAUUGUUGCAGGUCAGGAUUGUGAUUUAUUGCAUAGCAAUGUGGAGUCCCAAGACUGGAAUAGCAUUUACAGAGCAGUGUGCGUGGGAAGUUUGCUUAACAACUGCCUGUCCUGUGGUUGGCUCUAGCCAGCACCUCAGUCCUGGUCUUUUCUGAGCACUAAACGACUACUGACCUCAAACAUUUUUUUGAAAGCAAAAAUACCUUUAAAUAUUUCCACAUUUGGCUGUAGUUGUCCCUAACUGUGUAGUUUGCUGUUUUAUUUCUGUCACAUAUACCUAACCUAAAACCACUGAAACUUGAGUGUGUUCGCUUGAAACUGACAGAAUUAACCUAGAUGGGGGGAGGGAUAGCUCAGUGGUUUGAGCAUUGGCCUGCUAAACCCAGGGUUGUGAGUUCAAUCCUUGAGGGGGCCAUUUAGGGAACUGGGGUAAAACUCUGUCUGGGGAUUGGUCCUGCUUUGAGCAGGGGGUUGGACUAGAUGACAUCCUGAGGUCCCUUCCAACCCUGAUAUUCUAUGAUAUGUUUAUUCUAAGAGGAGGAAAGCAGAUUAGCCCACCACCUGCUCUUGUCUUAGCCAAUACACACCAUGGUUAGCUAACAGCUUCUAUGUAGCCUGUGGAAGCAGAGAAAAGGAUAAAGGGAAUUUGAACGCAGAUAGCUUAACUUUUAGGAAUAAAGUAAAAGUCAGGCUAACACUAGCUCUAAUAACAUGAGAUUUCAGGCAGGGCCUGAGCAAGUGGAAAGCGAGUGGAACAAAAAAACUGUAAGAGAUACUGUUUUUCGACCUUGUGUUAGAUAAGAAUGGAAUACAGACUGUAGCAGGAACUGCUGAGAAAAGUAAGAUAUCAGAAGGAAUACGUAUAAACAAGAUGCAGUUGUUGAUCAUUAUUGUCUGUAACAAAAGGUAUAAAUGCUUGCCCUAAUUGUUUAUCUAACGGAGACCUGCCUGGGACGGGGGGAACCCCUGUCCGGGUGUACUCUCCCCUUGCAAGUGUCAGGAAAAUAAACUGUGUCUGACUUGUUGCAACCAACCUGAAAGUGAAGACUCUAUUUUCUUCCACACUGUGCUGGGUUUUUUUUAAUGUCUUGGUGUAGCAGUCAAUAUGUACUGUUUCAUGGGAAACUAACAGCUGCCGUGUGGCCUGCACUGGAGUGUCUUUAAUAUCCUGGUGUAGCAAUUGGUCGGAUGGCAGAAGUGAGCAAGUCUUUUAAAAGUUAUAACAGAGGCCAGGCUGUGAUUUGGUGGCAGUGCAGCAUGACAGGAACCUGAGUUUAAGUGCAAUGUUGGGUCUCCUCAGUCUACGCAGGUCUGAGAAGGUAACAAGAUACUCUGCAAAAGCAUGUCCUAAUGGGCAACUCACAAAACCACAGUGGUAAUGGUUGUUGAGUAGACAACACAUCUGUUCCCUCCAAGGUAGAGCUUAAGCAGGAGUUUUGAAGCUGUGGUCCCAGGAUAUAGAGGAGCUUCAGAAACCUGCCAGGCCUUUGGUUAGUGCCAGAGUUGGCAAUCCAAGAAACUCAUUUGUGGUUGGUUGGUAGGGAGGUUAAAAUCCCCAUAGAACAUCAGAUCAGAAAAAAGACAGACUGUUUCUUUCUUUUUGGGCUCUAGCUGUGUGUCACAGUUCAGGACGAGCUGUACCUCUCAUUCCCUCUCCCUUUCUGUCCAAGUGCCUCCCCCUUGAGGUCUCAGGCUCAUGUCUUUAUCUCCCUGGGAUGGAAUCCUGUGAGUCUCCCACACUUAGAUCAGGGUACUAGGUUACAACCCCCCUGCGUACCAUCCAUGCUUACUCAGCAUGCCCAGCUGGACAGAGUACCUGCAGUUCUUCCCUUCAGGGGUUAUGACCAGUAGUGAAUACAAUGACCCAAACAGCCUUCUAAAGCAAAGUAUUAUCUAAUCUUAACUGUAAGAACACAGCAUAACAGGAGAAAAGAAUUAAAACAACAAAAGGCCUACGCACACAUCUAUUUUAUCAAGAAUCAUUCCAUCUUCUAUAUAGGGAACCUGGUAGGUCUGUCUUCCUAGACAUCUCCAACCUCUCCUGGACUCCCUUUUAGUUAACUGAAUUCUUGAGAGCCUUGGUGUCUUUAAACCCUAGUGAGUCUUUUGUUCUCGCCCCCCCCCCCCCCAUUCCUCACAGGACUGAGACAUUGCUGGAGAAACCUGCUUAGCAAGCCUACAGGGGGAUCUAGCCAGAGCAUCACAGCACUGUUCUUCAAAUGUUUGUCCCUCUUUUCUGGGAACAUUUCUUGACAAACCCGAUAGUGAAUUAUCCCAAUGUAUGAAUACAGUACACAACUUUACAGUACUAAGACAAACUAAUAGCACAUAUAGUAUUUAUCAAUUUAUUGCACACAAAUCCCAAACCAUCAUACUGUACGAGGCAUGUGUGUGGUCCUGCUGCGUCACCUCUAAUAAAGCUCCUGAGAGACGGGUCAAUUGAUGGAUGUGAACACUGCCUAUGAAACAGAAAAGAAUAAUUCUCAGCCAUCUGAUUUCUGGUUGACAUCAAAGGGAGUUGAGGGUACUCAUCACCUCCCUGGAUUAGGCCAUUAGAUUGUAUGACCUUUGGGGCAGACACCCUGUUAUCUGUUUGGCACUGAUCCACAGCUUUAUAGUGCUGUGUGCUCUACAGCACUAUAUAAAUUAAUCAUAAUAAAAGCAACAUUAUUUACUGCAUCAGUAUUUCCAGUGAAAAUUGACCGGCAGAGGAUUAUUCAUUCUGGUUCACAGGCAGGAAUCACAUCCAUAAAACAAUAGCAUUUCUUAGAGAGCAUAAUUAUAUGUGACUCAGCUGGCCACAUGCGCAUUUCUAGAGAUCAUUCAAACAGAUGGUAACUAGAGAGGGAAAUGGCUUCCUCCACCAAGGAGAGCUCACAAAACGAUUAACCUUGUCAUUUUGUGGGGGGGAUAAUGGCUUAACAUUGUCACUAAUUACAGUCAAAAUAGACGUAUGCACUAUUGAAAAAUAUGUACCGGGAAUAUUGCAAAUAGCUCAGGAAGAUAUUGUGGUGGAUGGGAAAGAGUUCUAUCUUUUGUUGACUCCUUGUGGGUUUGAAGCUAAUCUGUUCCUUCCCUCUCAGUUUCCUAGAGUGGUCUGUUAGUCAGCCCACAGGAGGCACUUUGGUACGGUGUCUUUUACCUUCAAAGACUUGAAUAGACCAGAGGCACAAGGUUGGUGCCAUGUUGCACUGCUGCCAAAUUAUGUUAACUUCUUCCAUACAAACUAUCUCUGUGGAUGAAAGCAGAAGGUGCUCAGCAUGUUGUAGGUUUGGUCACUAGUGGCAAAAGUGAAACCAACCAGAACAAGAGAAGAUCAAACACAGGGUCUGAAGGUGGAGUAAAUCUAGGGUAACUACGGUAGUUAUACCAGUGGGAGGCUAGUAUCAGGCCCAUGGAGCAGUGGGUGUUGUAGUGAAUGUUGAUUCUGGUUGACUUAUUUGUGAGGCUUGCAGGUGUCAUGCCCCUGAGCAGGGACCUGAUCACCGAGAAGAGAGGAGAUGCUCUGAUAACCUAUAGUGUAGAUGAGCCUGUUUGUUCAUGUCUCAGGAUUUAUUAACAUAGCCAUUCUGCUUGACUGCAUUUCUGUGACCAUCACCACAAGCUGUUCAUAUAGGCCCCAGCAGAGAGGGAGUUAAUGGCUAAACUAGCCUGCUCCCCACACUGCAGCAGGUGCAAAGGGUUGAGUUAAUGAGGCUUCCUAGUGAGGACUCAGAAAACAGUUUAAAUGAGAGAAUCAGCUAACUUAGGUUCUUUAGCAAAAGUGGCUCUGUAGCUGAGCUUGGAAAGCCUGUGUUUUUGUUUAUCCUGAAUGGCCUUAUUUCCCUCUUGGUAUAAAAUCUCCUGUUGUUUACUUUUUAAAUCUGUUUAACUGUGGCUUCCUCACAAUAAAAACCUGCAAGAGA